Tricharina praecox is the source of this 684-nucleotide messenger RNA. RefSeq lists its product as uncharacterized. The transcript has a single exon. Lineage: Eukaryota; Fungi; Ascomycota; Pezizomycetes; Pezizales; Pyronemataceae. Bases 210 to 389 code for a protein of 59 amino acids. The record is from RefSeq and is a predicted model, not a curated record.
CGGCGACCGUGGCGACAGACCCAGCUUCGGCGACCGUGGCGACAGGCCUAGCCGUGGAGGCUUCGGUGGUCGUGGUGGCGGCCGUGGUGGCAGCUCUGGAGGCCGCGGCGGUGACAGGAACAGAGCACCCUGGAUGGGACGUGGCGCUCGCGAGGAGGGCGGUGAGCGGAGACAGCGGUAUUAAAAAUUUGACGACAUCACGAUCUUGAAUGAGGGCGUCAGAUAGGGGUAUGAGUGUUUGGGUGCUGUCUUUCUUCACAUUCUUCGUCUUCUUGUACUAUUAUAUGGCAUCUGCCAUUAGAUAUGGUGGUUGGUUGGUUGGUUGGGGUUUGCUUCAUCUCGGUUUGUUUUCUUCAUGUAUUUCCUUUCACUUCGUUACUGCUGCUUAGACGGAUGCUGUAAGAUAUAUCUCUGACCCUUCUUCUUUUUUUGGUCUGCGCUUAUGUGUUUUUUAUCCCUGGGCUUCAUUUCGAGUUUGUUUGGGGGUUGGCUGGCUGGUGACGGAAAAGGACGGGGUUAAUGUUUUCAUAAUUCAUCAUGUAGAAAAGUUUUGCGAUUUGUCUGUACUAUCAUAGAGAAGAGGUAGGGGGAAAGGAAAGGGUGAAUGGAGAAGGAAGGAUGGGGAUGGAUGUUUCUCUGCUCCAUUUGAGGCCUUUUGCGUGAACGUGACAGUAUCGGAAUGGG